This is a messenger RNA of Nelumbo nucifera (sacred lotus), 6112 nucleotides long. Its product is annotated as SEC7-like guanine nucleotide exchange family protein. Gene Ontology annotation, biological process: regulation of ARF protein signal transduction. The record is from RefSeq and is a predicted model, not a curated record. NCBI's taxonomy places the organism in Eukaryota, Viridiplantae, Streptophyta, Magnoliopsida, Proteales, Nelumbonaceae. Gene Ontology annotation, cellular component: trans-Golgi network. Gene Ontology annotation, molecular function: guanyl-nucleotide exchange factor activity.
AUUGGGCACAGACAGAUCCUAAAUGCUAUAGAAGGCUCUAGCCCAUGAUCAAUCCUUAAACGCCAGAUUUAGAGGGCUCUCCGGGUUUACACAGACCACAGUCUGAUUCGGAGUAUAAGCCCGGCUAAGACCCGAGCACGGCCCCAAGCCCAAGGUCUUAAGGACCGGGCGGGCCAGAAAUUGUUGUCUUAAUCCGGAUACAUAGCGCGCCUGCGUCCGCGCCUCACACCACCCGCGUGUAUUUUGAUUUGAGAACAUCUCCUGUAUUUAAUGCUGUGAUUGAUGGGAAGAUGCUCCCAAUUCACGGCUUCGAUGUGAUGUGAGACGCGCUGUGUGAGGAGUAAAUCAGAUAUAUGGGACUUCAAUUUGGACGGUUUUGAUUGAUCGAUGAAUCGAAACAAUACUCCACUCGUUCCGUAUCCGUAGUAUAGAAAAGAGUGGCAAGUUCUCAGGCAACAAAAGCCCACCUCAUCGCUGCGGACGACGAAGUCAGAGUCUCAGAGAUGGACAAGCCAAAGCAACCCUCAUCCUCCGCUCUCUGUCUUCUGCCCAUCUUGACGCCUCUCGUCGACUUCCUUCUUCUCCCAACUCAGACGAACCGGAAUGAAACCCUAAUCCCAAUCAUUUCCUGAUCUGCCAUGCUCCCUGCAUGUGAUCCCGUGGCCGCAUUUGCGUCUCGCCCCACCCGACAACGAAAGGGUGAUCUGGGAACCUAUUAAUUAAUUAUCUGAAGAUACUCAUCUUUUUCAUCUAUCUAUCGUCGUCCAUGUUCUCUUCUCAAUCCUUAGGCGGUACUUCCCGUCCGGGUCGCAUUCUCGGCCCUUCACUCGACAAGAUCAUCAAGAAUGUAGCAUGGAGAAAACAUUCCCAACUAGUAUCCGCCUGCAAAUCCGCCAUCGACAGGCUAGAAACGCUUAAAGACUCCUCCGAUCCUAUUCCGAAUUCGCCCAUCCUCGGAUUUGCUCCUGUGGAUGCUGAAUCCGUCCUCCUUCCCCUAAUCAUAGCUAUUGAUUCGGCUUCCGUCAAAGUCGUUGAGCCCGCUCUUGAAUGCGUACUCAAGCUGUUCUCUCAAGGCCUGAUCCAUGGUGAGAUCGACCGCCAAGAGGGUAAUGAUAGUCCUUCCGUUACAGCUCGGCUGAUUGAUUCUAUCUGCAAGUGUGGCGGUCUCGGGGAUGAUGGGAUCGAGCUCUCUGUGCUUAAGGUCUUGUUUUGUGCCGUUCGGUCUCCAUUCGUGUUGCUCCGGGCUGAUUAUCUGGUUCAGAUUGUUAAAACCUGCUACAACGUGUACCUUGGCAGCCUUAGCGCCACUAAUCAGAUCUGUGCCAAGGCCGUUCUUGCACAGAUUUUGUUGAUCAUUUUUGCCAGGGUUGAGGAGGACUCGAUGGAGGUUAUGGUUCACACUGUUUCUGUUAGUGAACUGCUGGAGCUUUCUGAUAAGAACUUAAACGAUUCGAACUUGAUUCAGUUUGCUCAGAACUUCAUUAACGAGAUCAUAGAAGGCAGUGAAGUGGUCUCUGACUUGAAAGCUUUUCCGUCUGCACAACUUGAAUUACGAAAUGGUGAUGAUUCGGGGUCUGCAGAGGAGGGAAACUGUAAAUUAGGUGACGGGGAAUUGAAUGAUGAGGCCGAAUCAAAUGGUGGCAGCAAGAUCAGGGAAGAUGGAUUUCACCUAUUCAAGAACUUGUGCAAGUUUUCGAUGAAAUUCUCAGCGCAGGAAAAUCCUGAGGAUCAUCUUCUCUUGAGGGGGAAGAUUUUGUCCCUGGAGUUACUAAAGAUUGUCAUGGAACACGGAGGUCCAACUUUUUGGCGGACAAAUGAGAGGUUUCUCAAUGCUCUCAAGCAGUAUCUUUGCUUGUCUUUGUUAAAGAAUAGUGCGUUGUCAGUCAUGAGUAUUUUCCAACUUUUGUGUUCUAUUUUCAUGAGUAUGUUAUUGAAGUUCAGAUCAGGAUUGAAGGCAGAAAUUGGGAUUUUCUUUCCAAUGCUUGUCCUUCGAGUGCUUGAAAAUGUCCUUCAGCCUAGUUUUUUGCAGAAAAUGACAGUUCUCAACUUGUUGGAAAAGAUUUCUCAUGAUUCACAGGUCAUCAUUGACAUUUUUGUGAACUAUGAUUGUGAUGUGGAUGCACCAAAUAUUUUUGAAAGGACUGUCAAUGGCCUUCUGAAGACGGCUUUAGGUCCACCUCCUGGCUCUACCACAACUUUGUCUCAGGCCCAGGAUAUUGCUUUCCGUCUUGAAUCAGUCAAGUGCUUGGCUGGAAUCAUCAAAUCAAUGGGAGUCUGGAUGGACCAGCAGCUGCGAGUUACAGAUUUCUAUCCAUUGAAAGGCCCUGAAAAUGAUGCAUCAAUAGAGAGCAUUAACAUACUUGGUGAAGAAGGAGCUGCUGUUGACUAUGAGUUGCUCUCUGAAUCAAGCUCUGAAUUAUCAAAGGCUGCUACACUUGAGCAACGCCGAGCAUAUAAGAUAGAAUUUCAGAAAGGUAUUUCAUUAUUCAAUAGGAAACCUUCCAAAGGCAUUGAGUUUCUAAUAAAUGCCAACAAAAUUGGUGGUUCUCCAGAAGAUGUAGCUUCAUUUCUAAAAAAUACUUCUGGCUUGAAUGAAACCAUGAUUGGAGACUAUUUGGGCGAAAGAGAGGAGUUCUCUUUGAAAGUCAUGCAUGCUUAUGUGGAUUCAUUUAAUUUUGAAGCAAUGGAUUUCGGGGAAGCAAUUAGGUUCUUCUUACGGGGCUUCAGAUUGCCCGGGGAGGCACAAAAGAUUGACCGCAUAAUGGAGAAGUUUGCUGAGAGAUAUUGUAAAUGUAACCCGACUUCUUUUAGUCGUGCUGAUACUGCUUACGUUCUGGCUUACUCUGUGAUAAUGCUCAACACUGAUGCUCAUAAUAGCAUGGUAAAAGACAAGAUGUCUAAAGCUGAUUUCAUUCGCAAUAACCGUGGGAUAGAUGAUGGGAAGGACUUACCAGAAGAGUAUCUGGGGGCUUUAUAUGAUCAGAUUGUGAAAAAUGAAAUAAAAAUGAAUGCUGAUUCUUCUGCCCCACAAAGCAAGCAGGCAAAUAGCUUUAAUAAGUUAUUGGGCUUGGAUGGCAUACUCAAUCUAGUCACUGGGAACAAGACAGAAGAAAAACCAUUAGGUGCAAAUGGGGCUCUCAUAAGACAUAUUCAGGAGCAGUUUAGAGCGAAGACAGGCAAAUCAGAGUCUGUCUACUAUGCUGUCACGGAUACUGCAAUAUUGAGGUUUAUGGUGGAGGUUUGCUGGGCUCCAAUGCUAGCUGCAUUCAGUGUGACCCUUGAUCAGAGUGAUGAUAAGGUUGCCACAUCUCAAUGCUUACAGGGCUUUAGGCAUGCUGUUCAUGUCACUGCAGUGAUGGGCAUGCAGACACAGAGAGAUGCUUUUGUUACAUCUGUAGCUAAGUUUACAUACCUUCAUUGUGCUGCAGAUAUGAAGCAAAAGAAUGUUGAUGCUGUGAAGGCAAUUAUGUCAAUUGCCAUUGAAGAUGGCAAUUACCUUCAGGAAGCCUGGGAACACAUAUUAACAUGCCUCUCCCGAUUUGAGCAUCUACAACUGUUAGGAGAAGGUGCACCACCUGAUGCUUCUUUUUUCACAGUACCUCAAUCUGAAACAGAAGAAAAGACACAAAAGCCAAUUGGAUUUCCACACUUAAAGCGGAAAGGAAGUUCUAUGCAGAAUCCAGCUGUAAUGGCUGUUGUUCGAGGAGGUUCUUAUGAUAGCGCUACUCUUGGGGUUAAUACCUCAGGGCUUGUGUCGGCAGAACAAAUCAGUAAUUUUAUUUCCAACUUGAACCUGCUUGACCAAAUUGGAAAUUUUGAGCUAAACCACAUAUUUGCCCAUAGCCAGAGGCUGAACAGUGAAGCAAUAGUAGCUUUUGUAAAAGCCCUCUGUAAAGUUUCCAUGGCAGAGUUGCAGUCUCCAUCAGAUCCUCGUGUUUUCAGCCUUACAAAAAUAGUUGAAAUUGCGCACUACAAUAUGAACCGCAUCAGAUUGGUGUGGUCACGGAUAUGGAAUGUGCUUUCAGAUUUCUUUGUUUCAGUUGGAUUGUCAGAAAAUCUUUCUGUUGCAAUAUUCGUGAUGGAUUCACUUAGACAGCUGGCUAUGAAAUUCUUAGAGCGUGAGGAGCUGGCAAACUACAACUUCCAGAAUGAAUUUCUAAGACCCUUUGUGAUAGUAAUGCAGAAAAGCAGCUCUGCAGAAAUUAGGGAAUUAAUAGUUCGUUGCAUCUCACAGAUGGUACUAAUCCGUGUCAACAAUGUGAAGUCUGGCUGGAAAAGUGUUUUUAUGGUUUUUACAACUGCAGCAGCAGAUGAACGCAAGAAUAUUGUUCUAUUGGCUUUUGAGACCAUGGAGAAAAUAGUCCGAGAUUAUUUUCCCUACAUAACUGAGACAGAAACUACAACCUUCACUGAUUGUGUUAGAUGUCUUAUCACCUUUACAAGUAGCAGAUUUAACAGUGAUGUUAGCCUUAAUGCCAUUGCAUUUCUCCGGUUCUGUGCUGUCAAACUUGCUGAUGGCGGACUGGUUUGCUAUGAGAAGACCAAGGAAAGUGAUACAUCCAUUCCAGUAGUAGAUGAAGAUGCUUCAGAUGGACACCCUUUCACAGAUAAAGAUGAUCAGGUGUACUUUUGGGUUCCUUUGCUUACAGGUUUGUCUAAACUGACUUCUGAUCCCCGACCAGCUAUCAGAAAGAGUUCUUUGGAAGUGCUUUUUAACAUUCUAAAGGACCAUGGUCACAUUUUCUCACGCUCCUUCUGGAUGGGUGUUUACAAAUCUAUUAUUUUCCCCAUAUUCAGUAGCUUUCAGGACAAAAUAGAAACUCAAAGUAUGAAUGAUGACCAGUCUUCACCAAAUUCCAGAUUUCAACAACCUAGAAUGGGAAGCAUGUGGACUUCUGAAACUUCUACAGUGGCAGCACAGUGUCUAGUUGACCUGUUUGUUAGUUUCUUUGAUGUGGUGCGGUCUCAGCUUCCAAGUGUUGUAUCAGUAUUCAUGGGUUUUAUUACCAAUCCUUAUUUGAAUCGUAGCAUUGGAGUAGCCGCAUUGCUGCGUUUAGCAGGUGAUUUGGGACACAGACUUUCAGAAAAUGAAUGGAAAGAGAUCUUUAUGGCCUUGACAGAGGUAGCUGCUUCAACUCUGCCUGGAUUUUGGAAGGUCCUUGGAACCAUGGAUAACAUUGAAGUACCUGAUGUUUCUCAAUCCUAUAGAGAUAGAGAUGAAUUCUUUUAUGACCAGGGUUCCACCACUGAUGAUUUUGAGGAUGAUAGCCUUCAAACUGCCGCGUAUGUGGUUUCUAGAAUAAAAGGUCAUAUAGCUAUGCUACUUCUUGUAAUACAGGUCAUAAAUGAUCUCUACAAGGUGCAUCAACAAUACUUAUCAACAGCCAACAUUAUGAUCCUUCUUGAGAUGUUCUCAUCUAUUGCAUCUCAUGCCAAUGAGCUUAGCUCCAAAACCGCCCUACAAGUGAAGUUGCAGAGAGCCUGCUCCAUCUUGGAGAUCCCAGAUCCACCUGUGGUACACUUUGAAAACGAGUCCUACCAGAACUAUCUCAAUUUUUUGCGGACUCUUUUGAUGGACAAGCCAUCACUGUGUGAAGAGAUGAACGUUGAAGCCAAACUUGUGGCGGUAUGUGAAAAAAUAUUGCAGAUAUAUCUGAACUGUGCAGGAUGUCUGACCGAGCAGAAAUGUAACCAGCCAGUACUACACUGGAUACUUCCAUUGGGUUCUGCGAAGAAAGAAGAGUUGGCAGCUCGGACUUCAUUUGUUGUGUUAGCUUUGCGGGUAUUGAGUGGCUUGGAGAGGAAUUCGUUUAGGAGAUAUGUAGCGCACUUCUUCCCUUUACUGGUAGAUCUCGUACGAUGUGAGCACAGCUCUGGAGAAGUUCAACGUGUUGUAAGUGACAUAUUCCAAUUAAAUAUCGGCCCUAUUAUAAUGGAUUUGUGAUAUAGAAUUAAUUUCGUGUUAUCAUGUUCCCUUAGCUAUUUUAUAUCUUCAGCUAUCUGUAGCGGGAGACCUUUUAUUUUUUCUUUGUAAAGUAUGCAGAGGCUGAUCUCAGUCUUCUGAGUGUACAGGAAAUUGAGCUAAAAUAUAAUGAAUAUUCAUCCAUCUUCA